This is a messenger RNA of Dicentrarchus labrax (European seabass), 4279 nucleotides long. Its product is annotated as protein crumbs homolog 1-like. Gene Ontology annotation, molecular function: calcium ion binding; Notch binding. The transcript has 8 exons. The coding region runs from base 336 to 3410 and encodes 1024 amino acids. NCBI's taxonomy places the organism in Eukaryota, Metazoa, Chordata, Actinopteri, Moronidae. Gene Ontology annotation, biological process: Notch signaling pathway. The record is from RefSeq and is a predicted model, not a curated record.
AAAAUCUAUUUGGUUUCAACAGGUGGACCUCAGUUGUCACUAAUAUAAGUGCACAUCAGAGUUCUGUUUAGAGAAAAUGUUUGGAGUUGCUCAAAUUAGUCCCCUGGAUGAACCCCUCCCUUCACCAACACAUUUAAUUUGUAAGACAUUGUAAGUGCAUUAGCUUAAUCCCGCCUAUCUGGCUUGCAGCGCGCCAAGCAUUUCAGUGAACUCAAGCAUGCACUGAGGAGCUGAAGAUGGAGCUGCACACACAGGCAUUCUCUACCUGUCUUUGACCUAAGAUGAAGAUAUUGCCAAACAUCUAGUAGCCUGAUUUGGAGGACUUGUUAAGGACAAUGUCGAGAUUCAGCAUGCAUGUGUGGAUGUUAUGGUUGCUUUAUGCAGGCACUUUCUCCGACGAGGAUGUCAGUGGGUGUGAACAGCAGCCAUGCCAAAAUGGUGGUGUAUGUGAAAGCCACAUUGAAGGUUUCAGAUGCCAUUGCUCCCAACAAAGCCAGAACGGGCGCCUGUAUGGGGGAGGGACCUGCACAACUGCACUUUCAGGCUGUGAUGAUAACCAGUGCGAGAAUGGGGGAAUAUGCUCUCCCUUACUUGUCAAUGACCAGCACACUUAUACAUGCAUCUGCCUUGCUGGCUUCACAGGCCCUAAAUGCCAGACCCCCACCGUCUUCUCAUUUGAGUCCCGAGGCUACAUGUACAUCGAGACUCAGCUUUUAGAUCCAGAGGCUCCUCUUAAUGUGACAUUCAGCUUUAGGUCAGCAAGACCAGUUGGCACCCUCUUGCAGCGCAGAGUGGACGACCUUCUCCUCAGCAUUGAGCUGAUGGACGGGCAUCUCUGCCUCCGUAGCCUAAGAGGUCAAGGCUCCAGCACGCUGGUUCAGGAGCUGCCAGAGUACUUGUCCAACAACAGGUGGCACACGGUGGAAGCGUCGCUGGGUGGCGUGGUCAGUCUCAUCAGGCUGCACUGCACUGAAGGAAGCUGCUCCAGAGACUCCAGCACUAAAGUCCAGCUGCUCGAACAAGCCUCUGCUCUCCCCAAGCCAGGAACAGUUCGUCAGAGCCUCUUCAUAGGAGCAGUCGGGGGUAACUGGGGUUUGGGCAGAGCAGAGGAUGAAGCGGACCACCCGCCUGCUUUUCUGGGCUGCUUCAGAGAUGUGUUUGUGGACUCACAUCUGGUGUUGCCUGUUAUUGUGCCGGAAGAUUCAGACGCCCAGGCAAACAUCACUGCAGGAUGCAGCGACAAAGACAAGUGUGAUGACAGCCCGUGUCAGAACCGGGGCCGCUGUGUGAGCCAGGGCUGGAGGAGCUACGUGUGUGAUUGCCACAGGCCGCAUGAGGGAAGCAACUGUGAAGAGGAUUACAUCACUGCAAGGUUUGGAAACAAAGACCUGGAGAGUUAUGCUUCCUUCUCGCUAGACGAUGACCCAGGUGAUCCUGUGACUAUAUCCAUGUUCAUUCGCACCAGACAGUCAAGCGGCCUGCUCCUAAUCCUGGCCAACAGCACCAGCCAGUACCUCCGCAUGUGGCUGGAAGAGGGCUGGGUCAAAGUUCAGGUCAACAACUUUGAGACCCUUGCUGGUCGGAGUGAGGUUAGUGACGGCCAUUUCCAUCUGGUGACUCUAAAGCUGGAAGCAAUGGAAGCCAUCUUGUUCCAGUCAGCCCAGAACCAGGGCUCUAUGCACAUUAGGCCAAUCCAGGCCCAUCCUGGAGAUCAGGUUUUUGUUGGGGGGCUACCAGACUCAAGGGCCACUGCCUCGUUUGGUGGCUACUUUAAGGGAUGUGUCCAGGAUCUGAGGAUUAACAGCAAACGGCUGCAGUUUUAUCCCAUUACAACUCUAGUGGAAUCUUACAGCCUGGAGCAACUCAUCAACGUUGCACAAGGAUGCAGCAGUGACAAUGCCUGUGCUGUCAACCCCUGUCUCAACGGAGGAGUGUGUUACUCCAUGUGGGACGAUUUCAUCUGUAACUGCCCCCCCAACACAGCAGGGCAUCGCUGUGAGGAGGUGAAAUGGUGUGAGCUCUCUCCCUGCCCCGCCACUGCUGUUUGUCAACCCCACUCUCAGGGCUUUGAGUGUUUGUCUAAUGUGACAUUCCGGGUUGAAAGCAGCAUUUUGCACUACGGGAGUAAUGGGAAGAUAAAGCGCAGCCUCAGCAGUGUCUACCUUAGCUUCCGCACAAGACAGUCCGCUGCCACUUUACUUCAUGCACAAAAAGACUCAGACUACCUCACGGUCUCCCUCCUGGACUCUCAUUUGGUCAUGGAGCUCCAGACUGGGGCUGACAAGGAUGCCCCCAAGCUGACAGUUCAAAGCCAGGGUCCAGUCAGUGAUGGAGAGUGGCACACUGUGGAGCUCAGCAUGGAGAACCAGACACUCCAGACCUCCAGGUGGAUUAUGGCUGAGAAUGGAGGCAAGGAUGAGCUAAGCAUGUCCAAAACAGCUGCGGGGGAUCUGGAGUUUCUUAGGGAGGGAGCAGACAUCUUUCUGGGGGGACUGACCCUGGACUCAGAAGUAAAGCUGUCUGGCUGUCUAGGCCUGGUGGAGAUUGGAGGCCUUCUUCUCCCUUUCCACCACGACACAGAGCUGAACCUCCCUAGACCCCAGGAGGAGCAGUUUGCGAGGAUAAACAGCAACGCUGCCCCACAAUACGGCUGCUGGGGAGCCAGUGUGUGUGCACCCAACCCUUGUGAGAACGAGGGUGUGUGUGAAGACCAGUUUGACCUGCAUCACUGCACAUGCCCCUCCGAGUGGACAGGGCCACUGUGUCAAGAGUCAACAGACACCUGUAUUUCCAGCCCCUGCAUAUACGGCAACUGCACCAACUUACCACAGGGAUUCAAGUGUGUGUGUGAGCUGGGUUUCACUGGUGAACAGUGUGAGGUGGAAGUUGAUAUGUGUGAAAACAGCAAUUGCGGCAACGGUGCCACAUGCCUCAAAGGUUUCGAGAACUACGCAUGCCUCUGCCCUCAGAAUCUGACAGGCCAAUAUUGCGAUGACAAAAUUCCUGAAAUCCCAUGGUACAUUGAGACCAAUCCGCUUCCUCAGUUGCCUGUAUCGACAUGCAUGGGUACAAGAAGGAACUACAGCUGCUUUAAUGGAGGGAACUGCUCUGAAGCAGAAAACACCUGUCACUGCCUGCCUGGUUUCACAGGACAGUGGUGUGAGAAGGAUGUGGAUGAAUGUGCCUCGGACCCAUGUAUGAACGGAGGCUUCUGUAUAAACUACGUGAACAGUUUUGAGUGUGUGUGUGAUAUGAAUUACUCAGGGAUACACUGCCAAAUGGACGUCAGCGACUUCUACUUGUACCUCUUCUUGGGCCUGUGGCAGAACCUCUUCCAGCUGGUGUCCUACCUUGUCAUACGCUUAGACGAUGAGCCCGAAAUUGAGUGGAUAUUUCACGUCAAUGAUUAGGCCCCUCGCGGUCUAUUAUGCUCAAACUGGACUGAACUUGGUCUAGAUAGAGCGUCACACUGAAGCACAUUUGAACAAAUGUAGCAGAUAUAGUGCCUAAAAUUGAGGCAAUAUAUUCUCAUUAACCUGCACACAGCACAUCAGCUGGUCUGUGGUGUUUUUUACUGAAGGGAAGAGCCACAACAUCUGGAAUUUAUAUUUGUUAUGUCUUGUUGGCAGAUACAUGUCCACAUAGACAUUAUGAGCAAAUCCAUCUACCUACGUGGUCUCAGUGGAUAAGGGAAGUUCUUCUGUAGCCUGUAAAACUGGAUUAACAUUAAUUUUGCUGUCUAGUAACUUGAUCCCCAUUGCAAAAACAAAGUGAACCAAGCCUUGAUCCAGAACCCAUUCCCAGUCCUUUAUUUAUGUUAGAUUAACCACUUAAUUUCUUUUUAUGAAGUUACACCCACAAAAGUUUUUCUAAUCUCAGCUCUCUACAAAGGAGUAAGUUCCAGACCAAACGAGACAGGGAACAGUUGCAAUAAAUAUACAUUGUUUGAAACUGUAUUUCAUUGUAUUUAGCGUAUUGACGUCAUUAAUAGAAAUGUUUCUGUUGUGACAUUUGUUUGGUAAUGAAUAUUAAACCAUAUUUAUUACAGUAUAUUAAUGCAUUUAUCUGGUUCUCAAACUGAAAACCAUACAUUAGUUUGUACUGUGCCUUAAAUGUUCCACUUCUCUGGAUAUUAAUAAAAUACCUGUCUAGAGCUAGGAAGUUGUGUAUUUACAAAUAUGUACCUAAUAUAAAUUGAUAAAGGCUAUUCUGCAUGCAGUGCAUACAGUACCUGGUCUGUACGAUGAAAACAGAAAAUAAACUGUGAAAUAUUUGCAAA